AUGUUCAAUUUAAGAAGUAUUGGGGGGCACCUGGUCAUAAGAACUCAAGGAACCAAAAUUGUAUCUGAUGGCCUCAGGGGUCGUGUUUUUCAAGUGAGCCUUGCUGAUUUGCAGAAUGAAGAAAAGAAAAGAAAAUUUAAGCUAAUUACUGAGGAUGUUCAGGGCAAAAACUGCCUGACUAAUUUCCAUGGCAUGGAUCUUACCCAUGACAAAGUGUGCUCCAUGGUCAAAAAAUGCCAGACCAUGAUUGAAGCUCAUGUUGAUAUAAAGACUACUGAUGGUUAUUUGCUUUGUCUGUUUUGUCUCGGUUUUACUAAAAAAUGCAAUAAUCAGAUUCAGAAGACCUCUUAUGCUCAGCACCAACAGGUCCGCCAAAUUCAGAAAAAGAUGAUGGAGAUUAUGACCGGAGAGAUUCAGACAAAUGACUUGAAAGAAGUGGUCAAUAAAUUGAUUCCAGACAACACUGGAAAAGAUACAGAAAAACCUUGUCAGUCUAUUUAUCCACUCUAUGAUGUCUUCGUUAAAAAAGUAAAAAUGCUGAAGAAGCCCAAGUUUGAACUGGGAAAGCUCAUGGAGAUUCAUGGUGAAGGUAGUAGUUCUGGAAAAGCUACUGGGGAUGACCAGUACUAA
Lutra lutra (Eurasian river otter) is the source of this 630-nucleotide messenger RNA. Its product is annotated as 40S ribosomal protein S3a-like. The record is from RefSeq and is a predicted model, not a curated record. NCBI's taxonomy places the organism in Eukaryota, Metazoa, Chordata, Mammalia, Carnivora, Mustelidae. Gene Ontology annotation, molecular function: structural constituent of ribosome. The transcript has 4 exons. The coding region runs from base 1 to 630 and encodes 209 amino acids. Gene Ontology annotation, biological process: translation. Gene Ontology annotation, cellular component: cytosol; ribosome.